AAGACCGCCGGCAGAGGGUGAGAUCUACAAGGUUAGGCGCACCUGUCACACGAGCAACUUGGGACAACCUCCCUGCCAAGCCUUGCACAAAUCAUUCAGCUUCCGACCAUGGCGAGCUAUGUCCUCUCUCCAGCAGCUCACUUCACGCUUCUAGCGCAUGUCGGACUCCAUCCGACAUCGGCCGUCCUAGGCCUAUUGCUCGCAUCAUCGAGCACCUCGAACGAGUCUGUAGAAGUUACACGCGCACUGCCAUUAGUGCAUCACUGGACCGCUCUGACGCCCCAACUUGACGUGUCCAUCGCACUGGCAAUACAGCAUGUCAAAAAGACCGGAUUGAAGAUUGUGGGAUUGUAUGCUGCAAAUGAGGCGACUGGAGAUGAGCUCUCGCCGAUGGUGGAACGCAUAGCAAAAGCCUUGGCUAGCAGUACUCAGCAAGCCGAUGUGCUGGUCGCAGUGCUCAAGCCCAGAGCGCUUCCAUCAAGUGCUCAUCUAACAGGCUACCGAGUAAGCACUUCAAACAGCGGAUCGAAGCAACUGGGCUUGAAUGCAAUCGAUACGGGCGCAGAGACGCGUACAGUGUCGAUUUUGAGGAGGUUACAGGCAGGCACUCAAGAUGCCAAGAUCGCUGCGAGCGACUGGGAUGACCAUCUGGAGGACACGUCGAUUGAUUGGCUGGCGCCUCUUCCUGCAGAAGUGACCGCCGGCUUGUAGACAUUUAGCAGCACAAAGUCACAAGAAGGGAACAUGGCCUCGUGG
This is a messenger RNA of Ceraceosorus guamensis, 756 nucleotides long. RefSeq lists its product as hypothetical. NCBI's taxonomy places the organism in Eukaryota, Fungi, Basidiomycota, Exobasidiomycetes, Ceraceosorales, Ceraceosoraceae. Bases 109 to 711 code for a protein of 200 amino acids. Gene Ontology annotation, cellular component: EMC complex. The transcript has 3 exons. The record is from RefSeq and is a predicted model, not a curated record.